AAAUUGUGAUUUUGUAAUAAUAAAAUUCAAAUCAAUGGCAACAUCAAAAAAAUCGAAUAAUCAACAACAACAAAAUCCUAAUGAACGUGUUGAAUGGGGAUUAUUGUUGAAACAGAAACCACGUGAAAUUGUUUUAUCUGGUGAUCGAAUUGCUAAACAAAUUGAAGAGGAAAAUGGAUUGAAUGAACUGUUGUUCAAGAUAAAAUCAUUGAAUUUUUUGGAAAUUACCGAUGCUUCGUCAUUGACAUCGAUCAAUACGAAUAUUUCCAAUUUAAACAAUUUGACUAAUCUUGUAUUGGAAGGAAAUAAAUUGUCAUCAAUUCCAGCCGAAAUUGGGCAGCUUACUAAAUUGAAAUGUCUUAAUCUGUCUCGUAAUGAAAUUGAAAUAUUGCCGGAUAAAGUUUUCGAAAAUCUUGUCCAUCUACAGUCAUUGAAUUUGGAACAGAAUCAAUUGAAAGUAUUGCCCGAAAUGUCAAAAUUAUCAUCAUUGAUUUCAUUUAAAUGUGGCUCAAAUCAAUUGAAAUGUUUUCCAAGUACACUUUGUGAUAAAAUCCGUAAGAAUAAAGAAUUAUCUGCUCAAUCAUCGAUUCCAAUCUAUGAAAAUGGUGCCAUACAUUUGGCCGAAUUGGAUGCAUCACAUAAUCAGAUUGAAGAAUUACCAUAUAUAAUUGAACGUUUGGUUGCAUUAAAAUCAUUGGAUCUUAGCUAUAAUCAAAUAACAAUGAUUCCAGCAGAAUUGGCCAAUUGUCCAAAAUUAAAGGAUGCACAAUUGAAAGAAAAUCCGAUUAAAGAUCGUCGUCUAUAUAAAUUGAUUGAACAAUGUCCAACGAAAAAAGUUCUUGAUUAUCUUCGUAUGAAUGCAAGUCCAGCGAAAAAAUCCGGUAAAAAUGCUAACGAUGAUGAUGAACAGAAAACGAAUGAUGAUAGUUUCAAUGAUUCAAAUGAAAAACCAAAACCCGAAUAUACAAUUCGAAUUCAACAGAAUUCAGUGGAUAAAUUUUCUGUAUUGGUUUCGAAAUUGAUUAUUAAUCAAAGAAAAAUUGUCGCCUGUAUUAUUCAUCAAAUGGAUCUAUCGAAUCCUAAAGUUUUGAAAAAAAUUCUAACCAUUCAAACAAAAUUACAUCAGACUGUAUGUGAUAAUCGUCAAAAAGCGACUAUUGCAACACAUGAUCUCGCAAAACUAUUACCACCACCGCCUACAUAUGCAUCGCAGACAUCACAAUCGGAAAAGAACCAGCUACCAGAACCGCCGACAUCAAGAGCUAUUUAUUUUGAUGGUCGUGUACCAACUAAAAUACGUUUAGUUCCAUUAGGCCGUGCCAAUGAAAUGACUGCAAUGGAAUUAUAUCGUCUAUUGAAUGAUGAAGCUGAUCAAUAUAGAAAAGAAAAGAAACGUAAUACCAUUAGCGGUAUACAUAAAUAUAUUCAUUUAUUGAAAGGAAAACAAUUGUAUCCAGUAUUGAUGGAUUAUCGUGAUAAUGUUUUAUCAUUACCACCAUUAACUAAUGCUGAAUAUUCUAAAAUAGGUGCAAAUACAAAAUCAAUGUUUAUCGAAGUGACCGGUGAAAGUAUACCAACAUGUCGUAUGGUCAUGAAUGAAUUGAUACAUUCAUUAAUAAUGGCAACAAUUAUGGAUGAUGAUGGUGAAACAUCGGUACCAGUGUUUAUUAAUAAUGAAAUGAUUAUUGAACCCGUUGUUUGUGAAUUGACCGAUAUAGCCAAUACACAGAAUGAAUUAUUGGUUAAAUAUGGAUCGAGGAAAAAAUUUGAUUGA
This is a messenger RNA of Dermatophagoides farinae (American house dust mite), 1774 nucleotides long. NCBI's taxonomy places the organism in Eukaryota, Metazoa, Arthropoda, Arachnida, Sarcoptiformes, Pyroglyphidae. The record is from RefSeq and is a predicted model, not a curated record.